This is a messenger RNA of Paecilomyces variotii, 1560 nucleotides long. RefSeq names its product putative PDCD2_C domain protein. Bases 168 to 1445 code for a protein of 425 amino acids. Gene Ontology annotation, biological process: maturation of SSU-rRNA. NCBI's taxonomy places the organism in Eukaryota, Fungi, Ascomycota, Eurotiomycetes, Eurotiales, Thermoascaceae. The transcript is spliced from 2 exons. Gene Ontology annotation, cellular component: cytoplasm. The record is from RefSeq and is a predicted model, not a curated record.
GCGAAAGAUUGAAUAUUUUAUUAUUUUGUUUAAAACAGUUGACGGUGAUUUAUUGCCAGCGCGCUGGUCUAGAGUUUUGCCAACAAGAGCUGGGAUCAGCUGAAAUACACGAUAUACCCAAAUCUAAUCCCCCGGGCCUUACUUAAACGCCCAAAUCACCACACAUAAUGGACCCCUACGACAGUGACUCCUCCGGUUUUGAAGAUGAGGGGGACUACACGGAGACCGGAGUUCUCCUUGGCUUUGCUUCCCCCGAGGCCACAGAUGAUACAAUUAGCCACUUGGGUGGAUGGCCGACGUGGCUCGACGAAAAGACCCCGCCUCCAGGCGACUUUGCUAAAUGCAAGGUCUGCAACAACCCCAUGCUGCUGCUCCUCGAACUAAAUGGCGACCUACCCGAACACUUCCCCGACGAUGAGCGACGGCUAUAUAUAUUUGGUUGUCCCCGAAAGACAUGCAAUCGGAAGGCUGGAAGUAUCAGGGCCCUUCGCGGGGUCAGGAAGCUGAAGCAAAGUACGAAACAAAAGAAGCAGUCAGAGGAGAAAAAGCCGCAGCCGCAGCAGCAGCAGACGCAGACGCAAGCUCCCAAGCAGGAUCUUGGAGCGAGUAUCUUUGGAGCAGCUCCCUCGAGCAAUGGUCUUGGAGGAAACGUGAACCCCUUCUCCACCACCUCGAGCUCAUCCGCCGCGCAAUCGAACCCAUUCGCGCCGCUGCCCACUCCUGCUGCGAAACCAGCGCAGACGCCCGUUCAGGGUCUUUCAGAAUCCUUCGCGGAUAAAGUCCGUGUAUCUUCUCCGCCUCCAACUAAAGCUCCAGUCGUCGCCGGUCCCGUCGCGCCAUGGCCGCCGCAGUCUGCAUUCCCAGAACCAUACCCUCAUUACUACCUGGACGCGGAAUACGAGACUCUCUCGCGGCCAUCCACACCUACCGUCCCAAGCAACGUGCAGACUCUAGAAGAGGACGACAAGUCCGGUGCCGCUGGCGCUGACUCUAAGGACGCUUUUGAGUCCACUGUUGACAAGUCCUUCCUUCGCUUCUCGACCCGUCUAGCUCAUAAUCCAGAGCAAGCCCUACGCUACGAAUUCCGCGGCUCUCCCCUCCUCUACUCCCACAAGGACGCCGUAAGCAAACUCUUCCCUCAAAGCCACACUCAUACUCAAGGCUCCGGAACCCGAGUCACGACCGCUAGUGGUAGCAGCGGGAACCGCAUCCCGCGCUGCGAAUCUUGCGGCCGCGAGCGUGUCUUCGAGCUACAACUCGUCCCACACGCCAUCAGCGUCCUUGAAGAAGGCCGCGAGGGCGUCGGUCUCGGUAAGGAUGACGCAGGCAUGGAAUGGGGAACCAUCAUCCUAGGCGUCUGCGCUGGCGACUGUGGUCCGGAAGAGGUGGGCGUUGCAGGCUGGAAGGAAGAAUGGGUUGGUGUACAGUGGGAGGAGAGGCAGUGAUUUAACUAGCUCUUCUACCUCUUUCGAUAUGGAAAAAGAAAAAGAAGUACAUAGAUAAUUGAUCCAGUAAAUGCAAACAAAAAGAGCGUUUCACGCUCUUCUUCCAUGUUCAAAU